Molecule: messenger RNA, 1002 nt
Organism: Nylanderia fulva
Lineage: Eukaryota; Metazoa; Arthropoda; Insecta; Hymenoptera; Formicidae
Source: RefSeq, a predicted model, not a curated record
AUGGGCGAUCUACCGGAGGCGAGAGUUAACCGUGCCGCUCGCGCAUUUAUACAUACUGGCGUUGAUUACGCUGGACCAAUCACUGUCCGAACCGCGCCCGGCCGAGGACACAAAUCGCAAAAGGCUUACAUUGCGCUGUUCAUAUGUUUAACGACCAAGGCUAUGCAUUUAGAACUUGUUUCCGAUUACAGCUCGCCGACCUUUAUUGCAGCGUACCAGCGAUUUGUCUCCCGCCGAGGACUACCGCAGUCCAUGUACUCAGACAACGGUACAACCUUUCAUGGCGCUAAUCGAGAAUUAUCCGAAGCUCACGCGAAAGCAAUUCGCGAUCCAAGCUUUCGUAAUCGUCUCGCUAGCGAUGGAACUGCGUGGCAGUUCCUACCCCCGGCCGCACCACAUUUCGGCGGACUGUGGGAAGCCGGGGUCAAGAGCGUCAAAUACCACAUAAAGCGUUGCAUCGGCCUCCAUACAUUAACUUUUGAAGAAAUGACCACGUUUCUUUGUCGCAUUGAAGCUUGCUUAAACUCUCGUCCGAUCGCUCCCGUCUCCGAUAAUCCUGACGAUUAUCACGCGUUAACGCCUGGUCAUUUCUUGAUCGGUACCUCUCUUCUCGCUCCCGCCGAACCAAGCGUGCUUGAAUUUAACGAGAAUCGAUUGUCGCGUUGGCAAAUGAUUCAACGUCUGACGGAAGAGUUUUGGCGGUCCUGGUCAAGCGAUUACUUGCAUUCUCUUCAACAACGCCCAAAAUGGCGCGUUAUCCAGCGACUUGCCAAAGUUGGCCAAAUAGUCCUAGUGCGUAAUCCCUUGGCUCCGCCCAGCCAUUGGGACCUUGGACGAAUUGUCGCCUGUCAUCCAGGAGAAGAUGGCCUGACGCGCGUUGUCACGGUCAAAACCUCCCGUUCUGAAUAUAAACGACCGAUCGUGAAACUAUGCUUCUUGCCUGUUGCGAUUAAUACCGAAGAAGUAAAAGAUUCCGUUAUGGCGGGCGGAAUCUCGUCUUAA